Molecule: messenger RNA, 1354 nt
Organism: Chenopodium quinoa (quinoa)
Lineage: Eukaryota; Viridiplantae; Streptophyta; Magnoliopsida; Caryophyllales; Amaranthaceae
Product: bidirectional sugar transporter SWEET12-like
Exons: 6
Coding region: 141-1049 (302 amino acids)
Biological process (GO): carbohydrate transport
Cellular component (GO): membrane
Molecular function (GO): sugar transmembrane transporter activity
Source: RefSeq, a predicted model, not a curated record
CUCUUACCAUUUCGUCCAAGCAAGAGCAAAGCAAUUGCAAUUAGAGAGAGAAACAAAGAAAGAAUAUCUCUUUUCUUUUAAGUUCACUCAUACAAAAAAAAAGAGAGAAAGAAACCAAAAAGAAAUACACAAAAAAAGAAAUGGAUUUUGCUCACUUCUUUCAACACCUUCCAUGGAUCACCAUCUUUGGUCUCCUAGGUAACACAAUUUCUUUCAUGGUCUUCCUUUCUCCAAUUCCAACAUUUUACCGUAUUUACAAGAAGAAAUCAACUGAGGAAUUUCAAAGCAUUCCUUAUGUGAUAGCAUUCUUCAGCUGCAUACUUUGGCUAUUGUAUGCCUUUGUUAAGACUGAUGUGAUCUUCUUGGUCACGAUUAACUCCUUCGGUCUCUUCAUUGAAACCAUCUAUAUUGCUAUCUUCCUCGUCUAUGCCAACAAAAAGACUAGGAUCUCAACUUUCAAGCAAAUCCUUCUAUUCAAUGUUUUCGGAUUUGGUGUUAUUGUCUUCUUUACAAUGGUGAUUGCAAAGACAACCCGUGUUCGACUGCUCAUCCUUGGAUGGAUUUGCCUCAUUUUCUCAUUGUGUGUCUUCGUUGCGCCCCUAGGUGUCAUGAGGAAAGUUAUCCGCACCAAAAGUGUUGAGUACAUGCCAUUCUUCCUCUCAUUCUUCCUUACCAUAAGUGCCGUUGUAUGGUUCUUCUACGGUCUCCUCAAGCAUGACUACUACAUCGCGAUUCCAAAUGUGCUUGGAUUCACCUUCGGAAUUGUGCAAAUGAUCCUCUAUGCCAUAUACCGUAACCCCAAGACAAUCGCAAAAGACAUUGAAGUCGGAAAGACCAAGGAUACCUCAACCGAUCAAAUCAUUAUAGAAGAGCCAGUGAAACCUCAGGCAGCUAAGGCUACAACUACUCCAACCAAUGAUGGACUUUACGCGAUCCAAAUCCCAAACCUUAACAUGCUCAACCUCCACAACAACAACAACGGCGAUGAGCCUAUGAAGAUCAGUGGCCUCAAUAACCAUACUCCACCACCAAUCAGCGUCGCCGUCUAAGCAUUAAUUUCAUGGCAUUACAUGAUCAAUUAGCCUUUGCAUGGGCCGGGUUCGGUGUACGUGACGUCCAUGUAAAAGAUCAACAAGCUAAGUGUAGCUGUCAUGAGGGGCUAUAUGUGCAUCUAGUAUAACCCCAAUUAUUCCUAAAUUCCAUCUCUAUUCCCUCAACUUUCUUUUUAAAUUAUUUUUAACCCCCUCAUUUUUCCUUUUUUUUUUUUUCUAUUUUGAACCAUAAUUUAAUCUUUGUAAUUUUUGUUGCUACAAUAUAAUUAAAUGUCAAUAAAAUCUUUGUAUUUUCACGCUUA